AAAAUGAAGGUCUAAAGUUCAGGAUACACACAAGAAAAAGGUUUCAAAUCACAGGCAAACCAGUAGAAACAAAUAGGAAAACUUUGAAAAUAAUGGAGAAAGAAAAGCAAGCAGAGGUGAAGUUACAUGGGAUGUGGGCUAGUGAUUUCUCAAAGAGGGUCGAGUUAGCUCUCAAGCUUAAAGGUAUACCUUACGAAUAUUUUGAAGAAAAUCUACCUAACAAGAGCGAUGACCUCCUCAAAUAUAAUCCUGUUCACGGGAAGGUGCCAGUUCUGGUACAUAAAGGGAAACCAAUCGUGGAGUCACUUGUCAUCUUAGAAUACAUCGAUGAGAACUGGAAAACUGCUCCCCGUUUAUUCCCAACAGACCCCUACGAAAGAGCCAGAAUUCGCUUUUGGACAAAAUAUAUUGAUGAUCAGUUAUUCAAAAACUUAAUCACGGCUAUGAGAAAACAAGGAGAAGAACAAGACAAGGGAAUGAAAGAAUUUGCAAAGAACCUAGAUGUGCUAGAGGAAGGAAUUAAAGAAUUCUAUUCAUGUGCCAAACCAGCAUUCGACGGUGAAUCCCCAAUUUUUUUAAGCAUAACCCUGAUUGGAAUUUUGGGACCUUAUAAAACGUUUGAGAAAGUUGCUGGUGUUAAGCUUAUUCACCCAGAGAAGAACCCAUUUCUCACUAAUUUGCUGCAUGCUCUGAGUGAACUUCCUGAAGUAAAAGAAUGUUUUCCUCCUGCAGAAAAGUUUGCAACCCUUAUGCAGCAUUAUAAAGAGCUGUCGCUUCAACAAUCCAGCACCUAAACCAAGCAAUGCCAACCCUUCCAUGACCAGUGCCUUCGUUGUUUACAAUAAUAACAAUAAUAAAGUUGGUACUAAAUUGCUUAUGUACCAUCUGUAUGAUGAUGUUAUUUUCUGAGUGCUGUGUUCAGUUUGUUUCAGUUGUGUUCUGAGUGCUGUGUUCAGUCUGUUCUUGUAAUUGAAUUACAAGUUGAAAUACCAUUUUUGUUGUGUUCA
This is a messenger RNA of Papaver somniferum (opium poppy), 1007 nucleotides long. Its product is annotated as glutathione S-transferase U10-like. Gene Ontology annotation, cellular component: cytoplasm. Lineage: Eukaryota; Viridiplantae; Streptophyta; Magnoliopsida; Ranunculales; Papaveraceae. The transcript is spliced from 2 exons. Gene Ontology annotation, biological process: glutathione metabolic process. The coding region runs from base 93 to 794 and encodes 233 amino acids. Gene Ontology annotation, molecular function: glutathione transferase activity. The record is from RefSeq and is a predicted model, not a curated record.